AUGAGGGUUGCGGAGUUGGUUCAACAGCCCGGUCGUGACCAUCUUCCGUAUCUCACUCCGUAUCCACAUGGACGGGGUCAAACAUGGUUCAACCGAUCCGGGAACGGGAUCAGCGCAUGGAUCAACCGUAUGAUGUACUCGGCCCUCGACAGUGGACAUCCGACUUUCACUCACUUCCCAACCGACAAGCAGGUUCUGUGGUUUCGUCAGUUUGCGCAAGAGUUCAACUGGAAUUCCGAUGAGACGCUCUUUAUCUAUCACCACUUCGUCCAUAAAGUAAUGGACAACUAUGGGAAGCAGAUCCACGAGUGGAAGAAGAAGUGGGAAAUCAAUAAGGUCCCAAAGUCGAUGAACGAUACGGUCUGGAAGGAGUUGUGUGCGCAUUGGGAUAAGGAGGAGACGAAAGAAACUUCUUCCACCAACUCCACCAACCGCAGGAGCGACCGUAAAGGGAAGGGCAUCUACAAGCAUAACUUGGGUGCUCAAUCUAUUGCCACUCUCGGAGAUCGCAUGGCGGAAGAAAAUGAUGGCGAGCCGGUCGAUGAUCUCGCCCUAAUGAGGAGGGCGUAUACCAACAAGAAGACCGGCCAGAUUGAUGACGGUCUUGUGAGGGACGUGGUCGACCUGGUCCAAACUCAGGUGGUAGACGAAGUGUCUCAGCUUCAAACCGAGGAUGACGCUUCGACGGCUUCGACCAACUUGUCCCGGUUUCGAAUCAACGAAAUCGUUGAAUCCUCGGUUCCAAAGAAGAAGGGACGUUUGUUCGGUUUGGGUCGUCGCACCCGGUCGGUUCCUCCUUCUUCUGCACCACCGCCCUUUGUUGAUCCAGAAGUACUUACGGCUCAGUUGAAGGACAAAGAUGAUCGAAUAUCUUUGUUGGAGACCCAGAUGGCGGCUCAACAGGCGGGCUAUGAGGCACAGAGGAGGCUGAACCAGCAAAUGAUGGAGAUGAUGCAGAGGAUGUACCCGAACGAGGUGUUCCCGGACGUGCCAGACCCGGACAACUCCCUCGGAAAAUUCCGAGGAACGGAUCCCUCGGAAUAUACCGAGGGAACAGUUCCUCGGAAUAAACCGAGGAAAAAGUCCGUCGGUAUACUCCUAUCGAUCGAUGUAUAUAUGUCCAAAUACGCAUCGAUCGAUGAACUUCCGAGGAAUUAUCCCGACGAAGUUCUACCUCGGUAUAUUCCGAGGACUUUUCCGACAAACAAGGGAUCCUCGGAAUUUCCUCGGAAAUUUAUUUCCUCGGAAUUCCGUCGGAAAAUUCCGAGGGAUUUCAGAGGAAAAAAGAAAUUCCGAGGAAUUAUUUCCGACGACGUAUUUCGUCGGAAUUGCGUCGGAAUAACGAUAUUCCGACGAAAUUCCGACGAUUUUUUCCCUCAGAAUCCUUGAUGUUUUCUUGUAGUGCUUCUCGAAUUUUAUUCCCUUUUUUUGUCAAACCUUUGGUUACGAGAGAAGACUUCUAGAAAAAUCUUCUCUGAAAAGUCAAAUAUAGUCAAUUGCAAAAGUAACCUACUCAGACUUCUUGUGACAGUGAAAAGACUUCAUGUGAACGUAAGGCUUCUAUAAAAGUCUUCUCCAAGAAGUCUUCUAAAAAAAGUCAAAUAUCUGCAUAACUAACCUUAUAGAGAAGUCUUUUCUAGUAUUUUCGAGGAUUUUUCACAUUCAAAAGUAAGCCAAGUUUACAAAGGAAGAAUUCUCUAGAUGUCUGAUAUAGAGUAGACUUCUUAAGAAAUCUUCCUUCGUAAAUUUGCAAUUGCAAAAAUGACCUAAAUGGAAGACUUCUUAAGAAGUUUUCUAUGUCAAUCUUUAUUAUAUACUUCAAUUUUCUCUAAAAUUAAAAUGAUUUUUUAAUAUUUUCAUGUUAAUUCAUGUAUAUUGUAUUAACUGCAAAGCGAUUUCAUCCGCCAAGCUUAUGAACCGACAUCCUUCAUACCUUUGGAUGAUUUUUCCCAAGCUUGGCGGAUUGAAUUCGCUAUACUAGUCAACACAAGUAAACCAAUGCGAGUAACAAUUUAGUAACACGAGACAUAACAAAAUUAGUGAACUAGUCAAC
This is a messenger RNA of Brassica napus (rape), 2053 nucleotides long. RefSeq lists its product as uncharacterized. The coding region runs from base 1 to 1389 and encodes 462 amino acids. The transcript is spliced from 7 exons. Lineage: Eukaryota; Viridiplantae; Streptophyta; Magnoliopsida; Brassicales; Brassicaceae. The record is from RefSeq and is a predicted model, not a curated record.